This is a messenger RNA of Pyricularia pennisetigena, 1077 nucleotides long. RefSeq lists its product as uncharacterized. Lineage: Eukaryota; Fungi; Ascomycota; Sordariomycetes; Magnaporthales; Pyriculariaceae. The record is from RefSeq and is a predicted model, not a curated record. Gene Ontology annotation, biological process: vacuolar transport. The transcript has 3 exons. The coding region runs from base 1 to 1077 and encodes 358 amino acids.
AUGCGGUUAUCAAGUACGCAACCGCUAGGCGGCCUGCUCCUGGCAGCGGCCUCCUUAUCCAACUUUGCGAUCACCGCUGCUGCCGAUGCGACGCCAACGACCGCUGCGGAGCCGUGCACGGCGACCUCUGCGAGCGGCUUCCACGACCUGCGGCGGGACAUCGCGGUCCAGCUACCCGAGGGCGUCAAGAAGAACAAGAACGGUGCGCCAAAUACCGACUACUUCGCCAGGGGCUGGGACUACCCCUCAAACUUCACCAUCAACAUCUGCGCGCCGGUUGUGGAGCCUGUCAAAAAGGUGGUUGGCAUUGAUGAGGACAACUGGAGGAACGUCAGCGCGUAUUACACGUCGUCGGACGGGAAGGUUUAUUCGAUAGGGCAAGAAUCGUCAACAUUAACGGUACGAGGCCGUAAAAUCUCAUUACAAUAUAUAAACGGAUCCCCCUGCGGUGAGGAAAACAAGUCCAAGGACAAACUCCGGAGGAGGAGCGGCGGCAGCCACGACAAGCGGGGCUCGGUACACUUGGGCGCAUCGCACAGUAGCUAUGACGAUGAGUCGCGAACCAGGGCAGCCGAAAAGGACAAGGAGAAGGAGGCCAACAAGAAGAGGCGCAAGUCGACCACCUUCUCCUUCAUUUGUGACCACGAGAUGAUGGGCGAGAAGGCCGUCGUGAGCUAUAUCGGCAGCACGCCAGACGAGUGCGCCUACUUCUUUGACGUCAGGUCCUCACACGCCUGCGCCGGCGUCGAGCCGCACAAGCCGGGAAGCGUGGGUCCCGGUGGUGUUUUUGCCAUCAUCUUCUUCAUCGCCGUCGGAGUGUAUGUGGGCGGAGGCGUGUUUUACCAGCGCACCGUGGCGCACGCUCGAGGCUGGAGGCAGUUGCCGAAUUAUAGCCUCUGGGCAGGAAUCUGGAGCUUUAUUUCGGACUUUUUUGUUAUCGCCACCUCUUCCUGUGCCCGCUGUCUUCCGGGCAGGCGGGGGUAUCGAACUCUAUCUUCGUCCCCGAGCGGAAGGGGCAGAAAUAGGGAAGACGAGAAUAGGUUGAUUGAUCAACUAGACGAAGAGUGGGACGAUUAG